CUAAUAUACGUAUAAUGACAGGCACUCGGGUGACCCAAUAGCGACUCUUCCCUUUGGAGUCCGAUUGGCCAAUUUAGAGAGGGGACGAGCCCCGAAGGGAGGAUCCUGGAAAGAAAUUUGGUUGUAGAGACACCGGUUACAUAGCUCUGAUUACGGGGUGCCCUUGGGCUCAGUCUCCAGAACUCUGAUGGAAAUAGCGACGAGAGCGCAGGAGAGGAGCCGCUUUGCAGUCCUUCCUCUACUUUGCCUGCACUGACAAUGGGAGACAUUGAGAAGGGCAGGAAGAUCUUUGCUGUGAAGUGUGGGACCUGCCACACAGUUGAGAAGGAAGGCAAGCACAAGACUGGCCCCAAUCUGCAUGGUCUGUUUGGCCGAAAGACUGGUCAAGCUGAAGGUUUCGCUUACACGGAAGCCAACAAAAGCAAAGGUAUAAUCUGGGGAGAAGAUACACUGAUGGAGUACUUAGAAAACCCCAAGAAGUAUAUCCCAGGAACUAAGAUGAUCUUUGCAGGCCUUAAGAAGAGGGAUGAGAGGGUACAUAUAAUAGCAUACCUUAAGAAAGCCACUGCUGAGUAAUGGCUUCUGCCGCCUUAUUUAUUUCACCAAACAAAUGGAAAUAACUCUCUGAUGAGAUUGUUUUUAAACUUUCUAUUUUUACAUGCAUUGUAUCUAAUACCUUCAAAAAUCUUUCUCGUCAGCCAGAGAAUGUUGAUCAUGGAUGGUUGUUAACAUAUGUACUUGUUCUUGUGUUAUAAUUUAUAGAAUUGUGUAAUCAGGCUAGAAUAAGUACACUCAGGAUGACUAUAGUGUUCCCUGAUCAUGUAAUUAAAAAAACCCCUCUCAAUGUG
Molecule: messenger RNA, 848 nt
Organism: Rhineura floridana
Lineage: Eukaryota; Metazoa; Chordata; Lepidosauria; Squamata; Rhineuridae
Product: cytochrome c
Exons: 3
Coding region: 259-576 (105 amino acids)
Biological process (GO): mitochondrial electron transport, cytochrome c to oxygen; mitochondrial electron transport, ubiquinol to cytochrome c
Cellular component (GO): mitochondrial intermembrane space
Molecular function (GO): heme binding; electron transfer activity
Source: RefSeq, a predicted model, not a curated record